GGAGUUUCCUGGGAUUCCAACUGCACAAAAAAGCACAAGGAAUGGGGGUUUUCCGUGUUUCAUUGCAUGGAACCAUGAAAUCUGAUGCUGUUAAUGUUCUGACUGCAAUUGUGCCUCUAUUGAAACUACUAUCUAUGACUGUCAUUGGUCUGAUUCUUGCCCACCGGAAAACGCAAAUUGUCCCCAAAGAGACUUUCAAGUUACUCAGCAAGCUUGUUUUUGCCUUAUUCUUGCCCUGUUUGAUCUUCACUCACCUUGGUCCAUGCAUUACUCUCGAGAGUGUCAUUCACUGGUGGUUCAUCCCCGUAAAUGUUGUUCUUAGUACUGCCAUUGGCUGCGUAUUGGGGUUCUUGGUGGCAAUAAUUUGCCGGCCACCACCUGAAUACUUUCGAUUCACCAUCAUCAUGACUGCAUUCGGAAACACAGGGAACCUCCCUCUGGCAAUAGUUUCAUCAGUUUGCCACAAUACUGCUAACCCAUUUGGUCAGGAAUGUUACGCCUCCGGUGUGGCUUAUGUAUCCUUUUCCCAAUGGGUUGCUGUUAUACUUGUUUACACUCUUGUUUACCACAUGAUGGAGCCCCCAUUGGAGUAUUAUGAGAUCAUUGAAGAAGGAGAGCCUGAAAUAGAGGAGGUAGUGCCUGCUGCUGAUGAUCUUAGUAGGCCGCUUCUUGUUGAAGCUGAAUGGCCGGGGCUCGAAGAUAAGGAAACCGAACAUUGCAAGACACCCUUUAUUGCAAGGCUUUUCUACAGCAUCUCGGGCAUCUCACAAACAACUAUUCCGGAUCUUGAUUCAGUGGAUGAAGGUCCUAGAAGUACCAAGUCAAUUAGAUGUUGGGCAGAGCCUAGGAUGAUUAGAAAAAUCAGAAUUGUUGCUGAGAAAACUCCAAUUCAUCACAUACUUCAGCCACCAACAAUCGCUUCACUGUUAGGGAUUGUUAUAGGACUGGUUCCUACACUUAAAUCUUUGGUUUUUAGUGAUGAUUCUGUGGUUUCUUUUAUCACAGACAGUUUAGAUUUUAUGGCUGGGGCAAUGGUGCCUUCAACUAUGCUUGUUCUUGGAGGAAUGCUUGCUGAAGGUCCCAAUGAAUCUAAUUUAGGGAUCCGAACUACAAUUGGCAUCAUUGUAGCAAGACUUUUAAUUCUUCCUUUACUUGGAAUUGGGGUCAUUCUAUUGGCUGAUAAGCUGAAUAUUUUGGUCCCCGGGGAUAACAUGUACAGAUUCGUGCUUUUGCUGCAAUACACAACACCAAGUGCCAUCUUAUUAGGGGCAAUCGCAAGCUUGAGGGGUUAUGCAGUGAAUGAGGCAUCGGCUCUCCUCUUCUGGCAGCAUGUGUUUGCUCUGUUCUCCCUUUCAUUGUAUAUAAUUCUGUACUUCAACGUGUUAUUUCCUUAUAUCUAAGCUAUGUCCUGACUUCUGUUUUUAACUUUAUGAAAUACAUAUUUCCUGAUUU
Juglans microcarpa x Juglans regia is the source of this 1452-nucleotide messenger RNA. RefSeq names its product protein PIN-LIKES 2-like. Lineage: Eukaryota; Viridiplantae; Streptophyta; Magnoliopsida; Fagales; Juglandaceae. Gene Ontology annotation, biological process: endoplasmic reticulum to cytosol auxin transport. The record is from RefSeq and is a predicted model, not a curated record. Bases 42 to 1400 code for a protein of 452 amino acids. The transcript has a single exon. Gene Ontology annotation, cellular component: membrane.